UAUCAAGAUCGAAAACGGAACAACAUCAUAAACUCAAGAUGGCCGACAAGAGCCUGUAUUUCCUGUCGAAGAAUAACAAACUUUAUUCGUGCUGACUUCAACUGCGUCCGUGGACACUGCAUGCUGCUCUGUAUAUAAAAUCUGCUAUUUUCUACCUGCAAGCUCAAGUUCUUACCGUGUUGGAUAUCGUUGGUCAAAAGUUGAGCUUCCAGGACCAGUCAAGGCUGAGCGGUCUCGGUACUGCCUCUAGAACUUCUCGCAACUAAAGCAAGUGUGAACUUUGAAGGUCAACGGCAGGUCUUCCAGGAUGGAUCUUCCAGGGGACAUACCAGUGACCUUGGUGAUCAAAGCUCCUAGCCAGAGGAUGGAUGAUCAAGUAGUUGACUGUGUACUCAGCUGGACUGUGCGCAAACUGAAGGAACAUUUGGAGACUGUGUACCCAAGCAGACCAAAAUACAAUGAACAACGUUUGAUUUACUCAGGGCGCUUGCUCCAAGAUCAGCUGACUCUGAAGGAUAUUCUAAGACAGUAUGACAGCUCCUCGACGUCGAACCGGUAUACUCUCCAUCUUGUUUGUUCUUCAUCAAACGACUCUUCCCUUACAGCCAAAUCUUCUGACAAUGUGAAAACAUCUGUAAAGAACCCAGUCCCCUCAGUACCCUCUCCUCAGCCAGAGACUGUUAGCAGUACCACUUCUCCAGUAGCCCCCACUGAUGUCCCGACGAGUAUUCCCCCAACAGAGACAGGCACGGAUGGACUGAGAUACAGAGGCACACCCGAGGCUAGUGGGAACACUCAGCCGAAUUUUGCAGCAUACCCUGGAAUGUACACGUAUCUUGGUUUCCACCCCGGUGCUUACAACCCGUACAUGUCCGCCGCCAGUGCCUUCAGUCCCGCGACAGCCGGCGCCGAAGGCUACACGUACAACCCCGAGCAGUACAUGGCUAUGAUGCAGCAGAUGUACUCUCAGUACAUGAUGCAAUACAUGCAGUACUAUCAGAAUGUAUACAGUCCUGAUCAAGCUUCAGCUCUGGCGGCCAAUGCUUUCAUGCAACAGGGGUAUCCUUCCCCUUGGCUCCAGCAGCCUCAACAGCCACAGCCGGCUGCUCCCGCAGGAGCCCAAGCCCCGAACGCUGCUGGGGAUGGUGCUGCCAACAACCGAGGUGCGGGUGCCGGGCGCCAGAAUGUGCGAAUGAAUGCCCAGGGAGGCAUGGAGGAGGACGAGGAUGAGGAUGGGGAGCCACGCGACUGGCUGCACCACACCUACUUCAUCAUGCGAUUUCUCACCUUCAUGGGGAUCCUUUUCUUCUAUUCCAACCUCAGCCGAUUCCUCGUCGUUUUCUCAGGCUCUUUCGCCAUCUACUUUCUCCAAAAACUUCGAAAAUACAUGCAACGCAGAGACAGGGAGCAACAGCAGCAACAACAACAACAACAGCAACAACAACAGCAACAAGAGGAGCCUCCUCAAGAAGAACAGCAAGAAGAUGCAGUGAAUGUCCAAGCCGAAAACAAUGGGAAUGGCGGUGAAGGUGAUCAGUCCGCACCAGCUCAAAACACAGAAGAGCCAGGUCAGGCCCCAGCUAAUGGACAGGUGGAAGAAGAAGAAGGCGGUCGUGUAUCUCGCAUGUUUUUGUUUGCCUGCAACACGGUGCAAGCUUUCUUCACUUCUUUGCUGCCAACCCCUCCGGAACUUCUGGAUCCAAACUAAACUUGAUUUGUGGAGGGGAUGUCUUCCGAACUUGUGAUGUGAUACCGAGACUUGAAUGGACUUUGGUGUAUAUUCCUAGACAAGUUAUUGUCUCAACUGGACUGGAAACUAUCUGAGGAUCAUGCAGAGUGAAGGAUUAUUUUACUAUUUCGGUGCAAUACGUUUUUGGUCUAACUGUGGCCAGAGACAUUAUAACAAGCCAGCAGGACGCGCAUGUAUCUUGACAUUGUGGUUAAACUUAUGGACCUUGAACACUGCUGCAUAGUUAGGUAGUUUUGUGGCUUUUCUGCUAUCAGAAUCGUGUUCUUCUGUAGUCUUUCAGUAGCUGUACAGAAGUGAAUUGUGUCCUUUGUUGUGAUUGUUGAACUAGAAACAUUUUGUUACUUGAAAUCCCUUUAGAUAACAUGUACACAUUACCAUGUAAUCUCACCUUGUGUGUAUGAAAUAUUUUUGCGAAAAUGCACUUCUAUUUGCUCAGUAUUUGAAUGUUUGCCAUAAGUUUCCUUUGUCACCAGUGAUUUGAUCCUGCAAAUGAUAAUCCGAUAUAAUUAAAUUUGAAGCAAUAUUUAAUCAGGAGUUUGGAUAGAACCGUAAGCUACCUUGGUUAGAUUAUGAAGAAAUAGAACUAUCUAAGAAAUGUUAUAAGGUGUAGUCAUACACUUCCUCUCUUGUGUGCAGGGAAGUCUCAUUGCUUUACUGUCCUCUGUUCCAAAGGUUUGUGUUUGUUGAGUCAGUUGUCACCCUACCUUUUACUUUUAGUCAGAAGGCGUUUGCUAUGGUGGAAUGUCUUUAAAAAAGUUCUUAUUUAUAGUCGUGUAUUACUCCCAAUGGGCUCAUACAGCUGCCCGGCAGCUACUUUAUAAUUUUACUCUUGACUCUUGGCCAACCUGUACAUUAUAAUAAUUUAUGGGGGGGCAUUCAGUACAUCAGCCUGAUAAUUGAUUCAGCCCGCAGAUAAUUUUGACUUCGGACGCAAGUAAUUUGUGACUGCUUCGUGACCUCACGGAUAGUCUGACAAAAAGUUAAUAAAGAAGUUAUCUAAAUUUGAUAAAACCAUAUUGUGGCAUAUAAAAAUGUUCAGAAUAAAAAAUACUUUUCCAUGACACCAGAAAAAAAGCGUUGAAAUGUAUGUGGUAAAGAAAAAAA
This is a messenger RNA of Aplysia californica (California sea hare), 2854 nucleotides long. RefSeq names its product homocysteine-responsive endoplasmic reticulum-resident ubiquitin-like domain member 2 protein. The transcript has 9 exons. Gene Ontology annotation, biological process: endoplasmic reticulum unfolded protein response. The record is from RefSeq and is a predicted model, not a curated record. Gene Ontology annotation, molecular function: protein binding. NCBI's taxonomy places the organism in Eukaryota, Metazoa, Mollusca, Gastropoda, Aplysiida, Aplysiidae. Bases 308 to 1708 code for a protein of 466 amino acids.